GUCUGUCUUCACUCUCAUUCUCCCAUAAUCCUGUCAAAUUUCCUCUUUUGAAUUACAAACUGCGAUUUUGAAAUUCCCACAUGAAGAGGUUGUGCUCGGUUCUCUGUCUCAGGCGGCGGCUGAGAAAAUCCAAGCAAACAACCCACAUCAGCUCUGAGCCCAAGUCAACUAGCGAAUCGAUGCCCGAGCCUCAGAGUAGCAGCGGCUAUGCAGAGGGCUGUGAGAGACGAGAUGUAGUAGUUGAUUCAAAUGUUAGCCAUACAACCAACAUCAUCUCCAAUCACGACUUUUCUGAAGGGCUCCAUUCUUGGCAUGCCAAUUGUUGUCAUGCUUAUGUGGCUUCUAAAGAAUUUAGUCUCCCCAAUGGCCCCAAUGGAGUUGUUGCGUACUCAGGAGAGAGUCACAUUGUCAUCACAAAUCGUACAGAGUGCUGGCAAGGUUUGGAGCAGGACAUCACUGGGAAACUUUCCAUUGAUACUAAAUAUGAUGUGUCAGUUUUUGUUGGUGUGCAUGGGAAUCUACAGGGGUCCUGUGGAGUGCAAGCAACACUUAGAUUAGAGAAUUCAGAUUCUGGUACUAGCUAUUUAUGUGCUGGAAGAAAAUCAGUCACCAAAGAAAGCUGGGAGAAGCUGGAAGGAUCUUUUACAUUGACAAGCUUGCCAAGUCGUGCCAUCUUUUAUUUGGAAGGACCUCCUCCUGGAGUAGACAUACUGAUAAACUCUGUAAUUAUUUUGCCCACCAGCUCUGAGUAUUAUGGGGAGGCUAGAAGAUGCAUCGCUGCUGCAGAUGGAAACAUCAUACGAAAUUCAUUCUUUGAGGAUGGCUUGAAUAAUUGGUCUGGUAGAGGGUGCAAGAUACUUGUACAUGAAUCUAUUGGAGAUGGGAAGAUACUUCCAUUACAUGGAAGGCAUUUUGCUUCUACGAGCAGCCGCAGUCAAAGCUGGAACGGCAUUCAGCAGGAUAUUACUGGUAGAGUGAUUCGAAAAUUUACAUAUGAGGUGAUUGCUGUUGUUCGAAUAUUUGGGAAUGCUAAUUCUGCCGAAGUUAUGGCUAGUUUGUGGGUUAAAGGAGUAAAUGGCCGUGAACAAUACACAAGCAUUGGGAAAAUUCAAGCAUCAGAUAAAGAUUGGUCCAAUUUGCAAGGAAAAUUUAUUUUGAAUGUUCAUACCUCAGACGUUGUAAUCUACCUUGAGGGGCCACCAUUGGGUACUGAUAUCCUUAUAAACAGUUUAGUUGUUAAACGAGCUGAAAAGCCUCCUCGUUCUCCAUUACUUACGUUUGAAAAUAUACCGUUUGGAGUCAAUAUAAUUGAGAACAGUAAUCUUAAUAAAGGCCUGAGUAAGUGGAGUCCUCUUGGUUCAUGCACUUUAAGCAUGUCUAUUGGUUGCCCCCGUGUACCGCCUCCAUCCGCAAAAGAUUCAAUUGGUCAUCAUGAGCCGCCAAGUGGUUGUUAUAUUGUUACAACUAAUCGAACAGAAACCUGGAUGGGCCCUUCCCAGAUAAUUACAGACAAGCUAGUCUUACAUGUGACAUACCAGGUUGCCGCAUGGGUUCGUGUUGGAACAGGUACAAAAAGUCCUCAAAUUAUUAAUUUGGCCCUUGGGGUGGAUGACCGUUGGGUCAAUGGUGGGCACGUUGAAGUUACUGAUGACAGAUGGAAUGAAAUUGUGGGUUCAUUCAGACUUGAGAAGCAGCCAUCCAAAGUUAUAGUCUAUGUGCAAGGUCCUUCAAUGGGGGUUGAUUUGAUGGUUGCUGGGCUUCACAUAUUUCCUGUUGACAGGAAGGCUCGUUUUGACAAUCUAAAGCAGAAAACGGACAAGGUAAGGAAACGCGAUAUCAUCCUAAAAUUUCCAGUAAUUGAUGCUGGCAAUGCAUCUAAGACAAUUGUCAAAGUUAGACAACUACAGAAUAGCUUUCCAUUCGGAUCAUGUAUUAGUAGGUCGAGCAUUGAAAAUGAGGAGCUUGUUGAUUUCUUUGUGAAGAAUUUCAACUGGGCUGUUUUUGGGAAUGAGCUGAAGUGGUAUCAUACAGAACCUGAACAGGGAAGAUACAACUAUAGGGAUGCUGAUGAGAUGCUUGAUUUCUGCAAGAAACAUGGAAUGUAUACUAGAGGUCAUUGCAUAUUUUGGGAGGUCGAAGAUGCUGUUCAACAUUGGGUAAAAUGUCUAGACAAAAAUGAUCUAAUGAGAGCUGUUCAGAAUCGUCUCAGAAGCCUUCUCUCUAGAUAUAAAGGUAAAUUUAGGCAUUAUGAUGUGAACAAUGAAAUGCUUCAUGGGUCAUUCUAUAAAGAUAGACUUGGGGAAAAUAUCAGGAUCUACAUGUUUGAAGAAGCACGCAAACUGGAUCCUUCAGCCACCCUUUUUGUUAAUGAUUACAACGUUGAAGAUGGUUGUGAUGCAAAGGCUUCUCCAGAGAUGUUUAUUCAUCAUAUCCUUGAUUUGCAAGAACAUGGUGCACCAGUAGAUGGAAUCGGUCUACAAGGACAUAUUAACAAUCCAGUGGGACAAAUCGUGUGUGCUGCUCUGGAUAAGUUAGCCAUACUUGGACUUCCUAUUUGGUUUACUGAACUCGAUGUCGCCGCUUCAAAUGAACAUGUCCGUGCGGAGGAUUUAGAGGUCAUGCUUCGAGAGGCCUAUGCGCAUCCGGCUGUUGAGGGGAUAAUGCUUUGGGGAUUCUGGGAGUUGAUGUGUAGGGAUAAUUCUCACUUGGUUGAUGCUGAGGGUGACAUUAAUGAAGCUGGGAAGAGGUAUCUUGCUCUGAAACAGGAGUGGUUAACCCAUGCUGAUGGGCUUGUUGAUGACUCUGGAGAGUUUAAAUUCAGAGGGUACCAUGGGAGUUAUAGUCUGGAAGUAACUACUCCAGCGAAAAGAUCAUCUCAUUCAUUUGUUGUUGAGAAGGGUGAAUCACCACUGGUUUUACAUAUAAAGUCGUAGUUUUUACAGUGAGCAGGUCAGCAACAUUGAAAUGUAUAUGCUUACAGAGUUUAUACGUACAGGAAAUGAAUAUUACGAUGCAUAUAGUGUUUUUUCUCUGUUGUCCCAAUGCAGUCAUUUACCAGCUUUAGUUCUUUGUGGGCACUGAGCAUUAUGUCCUUGUAAAGAUUCAAACAGUGAAACUCAAAGAUUUUGUAAUAUAUUACAUAAACAUAUUGGCAAUUUGAAAGUAAUAUUAACUA
Molecule: messenger RNA, 3175 nt
Organism: Dendrobium catenatum
Lineage: Eukaryota; Viridiplantae; Streptophyta; Magnoliopsida; Asparagales; Orchidaceae
Product: endo-1,4-beta-xylanase 3-like
Exons: 8
Coding region: 81-2933 (950 amino acids)
Biological process (GO): carbohydrate metabolic process
Molecular function (GO): hydrolase activity, hydrolyzing O-glycosyl compounds
Source: RefSeq, a predicted model, not a curated record